This is a messenger RNA of Caenorhabditis angaria, 2755 nucleotides long. The record is from the annotation of a GenBank genome assembly. NCBI's taxonomy places the organism in Eukaryota, Metazoa, Nematoda, Chromadorea, Rhabditida, Rhabditidae.
AUGGUCCUAAACCAUAAAUCUAAAUGUUUAUAUUGUGGACUUGAGAAACAAUCAUCUGAAAUGAGACCAGUCCCGAUAGACAACGAAAAACGGUUGAAAAAAUGGAUCGAGAGACUCGGCGAAGAAUUUGCUGCAAAUCUCAAAAAGGCAAUCGCAGACUCUGCGGAACACUUUCCUAUUUGUCGAUAUCAUUUUCCAAAAAACCUUGAUAAGUUAUCUGAGAAAUUUAACCCCAGGCUACUCCCGAUUGCCAACAAAGAUUGUGAGUUUUUUUUUGCUUCUAAUGUUUUUACAAUUAAAAUUGUUGAUUUUCAGAUUAUAAGCCGAGAAAGAUAUACAAAAAAAAGACGCCAAUGGUAAGUUGACACGUAGUAGCUUAGGUUAAGUGAAACCUGUUACUAUUCAGACCGAUGAUUCUGUAGAUGUUGGACCAAUACAAUAUGGUGCUCCUCGAGUUUGUAGAAAAAUUGCUAAAGAGCAAUGCGCAUAUUGUAGAGAAAUAAAAAGGAUAUUCGAAAUGACAUUUGUCACGGGAAACAGAAGAGAAUUGACGAAAUGGGUUGCUAUUCUUGGAAAUGAUUUUGCUUAUUAUAUCAGAUGGAAUUCUAGAAGAUUGAUUUGUUUGUCACAUUUUGAACUUGCACCUGGUGCAACAGAAAUUCAACCGGGACAACUUCCGGUGGCGAAUUAUGAGAAAAAGAAGACAAAUGAACCAUCUACUAGUCAACAAGAAGUUCAGCAGAAUGAAAAUCUGAACAAUCCACCGGCCUCGAACGAUUUUGAUCCGAACAUUCCGUCAACAUCAAAUCAACAUGCUAAUUCUGGAAAUGAGGAACCAUUUUUUCGAUGGUUAGAAAGAGAUAUAGAAAAUGCAAUACUUGCAGAAAGUCAAAAGGCGGUAAGAUUUUGCAAAAACAAUCUAAUGAAUGACUCUACAUAUACAUAUUCAGAGCAAAAAUCCAUUGAUUCCGAAUAAUCAACAAUCAAUGAUGGAGUUUAUAGAUAAAUGCAUAGAAAGUGUCAGAAAAGAAUCGGAACAGGCGGUGAGAGAAUUUUUGGCUCUAUCGCAAUAUAACAAUGCGUCCCAUGGAAAUAUAUGGGUCCGUAAAAAAUAUAUGGGUCCCUCAGAAAUAUAAAAGUCCGUGAAUUUUUUUAUGGGUCCCAAAAAAAUAAAAGGGUCCGUAAAUUUUUUUAAGGGUCCGUGAUUGUUUUCAUAGGUCUGAUUUUUUUGAUUUUUGGAGGAAAAAAAUGUGUGUUUUUUUUAAAUUUUCAAUUGUUUUGUUGUAUUUUUCUUGAUUUUUUGACGAUUCUUUGUAUUUUCGGGGGGUUUACUGAGCCUAAGCCUAAUUAUGAAGCUGAAAAGCCGAAAAUAGAGUUACUAGAGGAUUCGAAAUUCUCUAUUAUUUUAGGCUUAGGCUUAGUAAACCCCCUAGAAAAAUACUGACUGGCUAAAAAAAAUGUGAAAAAAUUACAAAAAAUCACCAAAAAUAAAUAAUUGAAAUUAGAAAAAAUUCUUUUUUUAUGGACCCUUAAAAAAAAUUUACGGACCCUUAUAUUUUUAUAUUUCCAUGGGACCCAUAUAUUGCGAUAGAGCCAAAUUUUUUUCGUGCGUUUGGCCGAAUUAUGAAUUUGUCUAUUUCAGAAUAGGAGUCAACAAGGCGGAAGGCUGGCGGAGUUCAACGAAGAUUGGAUGAAUCCCAAUAUUCCUUCAACUUCAAAUUUCGGAAAUCCCCCGCCUUUGAAUCAUAAUUAUCGAUCGGCUUCCAAUGUCGAAAAUCCAAACAAUCUUCCGAUUGCAAAUGUCGAGUCUGUUCGGAAAAAUCAAAAAAAGAAGAAAUUGACAGUAACAAAUUGUGCAUAUUGUGAGAAACGAAAAUAUUGCGGAGAAAUGACAAGUGUCACAAAAAACGAAAGUGAAUUGAAGAAAUGGAUUGAUAUUCUUGGAAAUACUUUUGAAGCGAAUGUCGCACGAAGGCGUUCUUUACCUAUGAUUUGUUUGUCACAUUUUGAUCUUCCACCUGGAUCGAGGCAACUAAAAAAAAGACAACUUCCGGUGGCGAAUUGUGAGUUGAUUCUAAUCAUUUCUAUAAACAAAAUUCCAUUUUCAGACAACGCAGAUUCCACCAAUGAUGAUAGUAUUCCACUAAAAAAGAAGGGAAGAAAAUUCAAGAGAAUACGUGGUCGGAAGUCGGCGAAAAAGGUCAGCAUUUUGAAAAAUCGAAUUAGAAAUCUCGAAAAAUAUUAGGUUCUGAAAACAUUUUAUGAAUUUUCCAGAACGAUACUAGUCAGGAAGUUCAACAGAAUGAAACUAUCGCUGAAAAUAAUGAUGAUGAAGUUGCUCAGGUUUGUUUUUUGUGACUAUGUUUAGAGAAAAUAUUCGUUGUAGACUCACAAUUCUGGAAUGCUGACGGUAUACUACGAUCAGAAUUGGAUGAAUCCCAAUAUUCCUUCAACUUCAAAUGUUCAAAAUCUGAACAAUCCACAGAAUCAUUAUGAACCUCUUACUUCGAAUUAUUAUGAUCCCAACAAUUUAUGGACUUCGAAUUUUUAUGAUCCGAACAUUCCUACUACAUCAAAUUUUUAUUAUAAUUCAAAUCCUAACAAUCUAAGCAAUGCUUUUCCUUCAAAUCAUUAUAAUUUUGCGCCAAAUUCAAAUUUCGUUGAAUUUCCACCAAGACAAAUUCAAAGAAAUGAAAAUAGACAAGAAGAAGAUGAUGAAGAAGAAGAAGAAGAUUUUGAACAUGAAAAUCUCUAA